AAUAGAUCUCAAAACAAAGUGGAUUAUCGACAAACAGACGCGGUCUGGUUUACAUGUUACAACAGAUCGCCCACAAACAGGUCACUCCUACGUGCAGCUGCGAGCAGGAGAGAAGGCGAGCUAGUUAGCGUGCUAGCUAGCACCGGGAACCCGACCUACUUCGUAACCGCAGGAGUUACAUCACAGUGGGUCGUGGCCCACCUGGGAAGUACUGGCUCAAAGAAGCCAAAGCUUUCAAUUUCAUGCGAUCGCCAUUGCGAUAUUAGUAUGUCAAGUUGACCUGUCACACUUGGAGAGAUAACUAUAGAAAAUUAAACCACUUUGUUUGUCAAAGGAGCUGUCAACAAGGCAAAGGCAGCUGGUUUCGUCAUUCGUCAGUUUUGACACAAACGAAGAGUUAUGUCCUGUCCGUGUGCUUCAGCUGCGAGGUUGUUCCUAAAUAAAGCUCAUAGAGGCUUGUCCUGCUCCAUGCUCCAGUUUUAUUCUGUGAGUCGUCAUGGUUGCAGGGACGCUCAUCUGCCUCCUCGUGUGCGGGUGAGGUCCUUUUCCGAGACAUCUGUCUGCUUUGCCUCCAAAGAUGGCACAACCAAGGACAAUGGAAGUGAUGGUGGAAAGAAAAGCAUCAGUGAGGCCAAGAGAGCCUCAGGCUCUGGAGGAUCAGGGAAAGGGGGCAGCCAGCUCCGAUGCCCCAAAUGUGGAGACCCCUGCACACAUGUAGAGACUUUUGUUUCAUCCACACGAUUUGUGAAAUGUGAGAAAUGCCACCACUUUUUUGUGGUUCUGACUGAGACAGACUCUAAGAAAGGCCUAAACAAAGAGACUGAGUCUGCUGCAGAGGCUGUGAAACUGGCAUUUGCACAGAAACCACCUCCUCCCCCCAAGAAGAUUUACGCUUAUCUUGACAAGUAUGUUGUGGGCCAGUCCUAUGCUAAAAAGGUGUUGGCCGUGGCCGUGUACAAUCACUACAAGCGCAUCUAUAACAACAUCCCUACGGGCAGUCGCCAGCAGGUGGAGGUGGAGAAACAGCCCUCUCUGACACCUCGGGAGCUAGAGAUGAGAAGACGAGAGGAUGAAUACAGAUUCACAAAACUGCUGCAGAUCGCAGGGAUCAGCCCUCAUGGCAACGCUCUGGGAGCCUCCAUGCAGCAGCAGACCAGUCAGCAGGCUCCACAGGAGAGGAGGGGCGGGGAGGUCUUGGACUCCACACACGUCGACAUUAAACUGGAGAAGAGCAACAUCAUACUUCUUGGUCCAACUGGUUCAGGGAAGACGUUGUUAGCACAGACACUGGCCCGCUGUCUGGAUGUUCCCUUUGCAAUAUGUGACUGCACCACACUAACUCAAGCCGGAUAUGUGGGAGAAGACAUCGAGUCGGUUAUUGCGAAACUGCUGCAAGAUGCCAACUACUCUGUAGAGAAAGCACAACAAGGUAUUGUGUUUCUGGACGAGGUGGACAAGAUUGGCAGUGUGCCUGGCAUCCAUCAGCUGAGGGAUGUGGGAGGAGAAGGGGUCCAGCAGGGGUUGCUUAAAUUGUUGGAGGGCACAAUCGUUAAUGUUCCUGAGAAAAACUCCAGGAAGCUGAGAGGAGAGACUGUACAGGUGGACACAACAAACAUCUUGUUUGUGGCCUCUGGUGCCUUCAAUGGACUGGACAGAAUCAUUAGCAGAAGAAAAAAUGAAAAGUAUUUAGGCUUCGGAACUCCAUCCAACCUGGGAAAAGGACGCCGUGCAGCAGCUGCGGCAGACUUAGCCAACACCAGCGGCGAGACCGACACGGUGGCCGAGAUCGAGGAGAAGGACAGGUUGCUGAAGCAUGUAGAGGCGAGAGACCUGAUCGAAUUUGGAAUGAUCCCAGAGUUUGUCGGCCGUCUUCCUGUGGUGGUUCCUCUCCACAGCCUGGAUGAGGAGACACUAGUCCGGAUCUUAACCGAGCCACGCAAUGCUGUGGUACCACAGUACCAAGCUUUGUUUAGCAUGGACAAAUGUGAACUCAAUGUGACUCAAGAUGCUCUGAAGGCAAUAGCUCGCAUGGCUCUGGAGAGAAAGACUGGAGCUCGUGGCCUCAGAUCCAUUAUGGAAAAGCUUCUCCUGGAGCCAAUGUUUGAGGUGCCGCACUCCGACAUCAUGGUUGUCGAGCUGAACAAUGAUGUGGUUCACGGGAAGUCGCAGCCCAGAUACAUCAGGGCCCCGGCCAAAGACCAGACUGAAGAGGACUACGACUCAGGCAUCGAAGAGGAGAACUGGCCUCGACAGGCGGACGCUGCCAACAAUUGAACCACCUCAUCAUCCAUUUCACACCGUUUGCUCUAAUUGGUUAAGUGACUACCAACCUUUGGAUACCCAGAGUGGAUGUUCUUAGAUGAGCCCCACAAACAACAUAAUUAAGGACAUUUUAUUAGGGAUAAUGAAGGUGGUCGUAAUUGAGGACAUACUGUACAAGUGUAACAACCUUGGGUCCUGUUUGUCUGUCUGUGUGCGUGCGUGUGAGUGAGAUUGUAAUUUCCUAGCAGCACACUCACGGGUUGGACCUUUAUAAGAAUAUUUCAAUCUCUGGUGAUUGUUAACAUUUUAUCUAUAUAAAGAUAAUGCAUUUUUUUAUUCCUGAGGAUUUCUAGCUUGUUCAUUUUUUCUUUUCUUUUUGUGAUGGGUGGAAUGGGGAAGGAAAGAAAGAAAAAAAAAAAAAGACCACACGCAAAAGCAUGAUGAGCGCUCACAGCGUGUCGCAACCAUGCCAAGUAAUGCCUUAUAUCAGGAGGGCAUGAUAUUCCAUGAGCGCAUCAAUAUUUUGAUGAUAUUCUCUUUACUACCAUUGUAAUAAUGGUGUCCACACUAUUAGUACUAUAGGGCUGUAAACAUGGAGCAGUGUGGGAACCUGGAACAAGGAGAAACCGGUAUCAAGUAAUGGGGAGCUUUUAAACAGCCACAAUUAUUUGUUCAAUAACCCACACUUUAGGGAAUAUAUAUGUAUAUGUAUAUAUACAUAUAUGUGUGUAUGUGUAUAUAUAUGUAUAGAUGUUUUAUCACAGACUUGGACGGCUUUUUUUGCAAAAUAUAACAGGGUUUAAGUCAAUAAUAUAUAGAUUUUGAGUUUUAUGCGCUUAUUUCCUUUCACGUCAACAGGAUUUUUUAGGACACAAUCUGGUCCCCAAAGGACUUUACAGGUAUUUUAUUUCUGUGUGGCUCACCAUUGGAAACUUGAAUAUGCUGUUACUAAUUAGAGCUCUGUAGUCAUGAUGUUCUCCAGUUAAACCACGCUGCUUGUAUUCCUAAAACAUACUACGAUGUGAUUAAACUAGACAUGUUCUCUC
Messenger RNA from Doryrhamphus excisus (bluestripe pipefish), 3308 nucleotides. It is a transcript of the gene clpxb, whose product is annotated as caseinolytic mitochondrial matrix peptidase chaperone subunit Xb. NCBI's taxonomy places the organism in Eukaryota, Metazoa, Chordata, Actinopteri, Syngnathiformes, Syngnathidae. Gene Ontology annotation, molecular function: ATP binding; ATP-dependent protein folding chaperone; protein dimerization activity. The record is from RefSeq and is a predicted model, not a curated record. Gene Ontology annotation, biological process: protein folding. Gene Ontology annotation, cellular component: mitochondrial matrix.